GCCAUGCUUGCAGCAGUUGCAGCCAAUCUUGCAGCUCUUGUUGCUUGCAGCAGCGGAAAUAUAAAAUUAAAAAAAUCACAUCAUCAAGCAUGGCGGCCGCCUUUACGUGUAUUUCUUGCCGAGUGACCUUUCAAGACUCAGAAAUCCAGCGUCUGCACUACAAAACCGACUGGCAUCGGUACAAUCUGAAGAGGAAGAUCGCCGAGCUGCCACCCGUGACGGCCGAAGACUUCCAGCGGCGCGUCCUGCAGCACAGGGAGACCGCCGAGAGCAAACAAGAGGAUGUGUCACUCUAUUGCGAACCGUGUAGAAAGACCUUCGGCAGCCAGAACGCCUUCGACAACCACCUUCAGAGCAAGAAGCACAAGGAGGCCGAGUACCAAUACGUCGCCACUCAGUCCGAAGAGUCUUUGGCGCCCCUGAAGCAAUCGGCCAAGGAGGAAGUUGAGGACGUCGAAGAGGUGGACUCGGACGAAUGGGAAGACCUGGAGAUUGAAGUCAAAGACUGUCUCUUCUGCGAACACCACAGCUCGACCAUUUACAAGAACCUGAAGCACAUGUCCGAAGCACAUUCCUUCUUUGUUCCCGACUUUGAGUUUGUCUCCGACCUUCGGGGUCUGAUGGAGUACCUGGGGUCAAAGGUCAAGGAAGGCUUCAUGUGUCUGUGGUGCAGUAACAACAACAAGGCCUUCUGGUCCUUGGAGGCCACGCAGCAGCACAUGCGGGACAAGGGUCACUGUAAGGUCAAGCACGAGGGAGAGGCCCUAGCCGAGUUCAUCGACUUUUACGACUACACAACCAGCUACCCUGACAGACCGGAGGGCGAAGAAGACAUGGAGGUGGAUUUACCUGAGUUGGAUGGCGCUGACUUCCAGUUGACGUUGCCCUCAGGAGCCACUAUUGGACAUAGAUCACUUUUCAAAUAUUACAGGCAAAGUUUAAAUCCCCAUGGACCCUUGGCGCUUGUGAAACCAGCGAAGAAGUAUUUGGCCAACUACAGAGCCAUAGGUUACAUGGAAUCGUCUAGAGAAGCGAUUGCGAAGAAAACCAAGGAUAUUCAGUUCAUGAGGAGAGCGCAGGCCAAGCUCAAUAUGAAAAUUGGAGUUAAAGCAAAUAAGCUACAGCAUCACUUUAGAGCUCAAGUUAAUUUCUAAGCCUUCGACGGUGAAAUUUUUGCUGUUAUUACAUUAUUUUUAAUGAAAGUCAAAUAAACUUUGUGACUGAAGGAUAAUUUUUA
Molecule: messenger RNA, 1237 nt
Organism: Neocloeon triangulifer
Lineage: Eukaryota; Metazoa; Arthropoda; Insecta; Ephemeroptera; Baetidae
Product: cytoplasmic 60S subunit biogenesis factor ZNF622
Exons: 3
Coding region: 90-1154 (354 amino acids)
Biological process (GO): ribosomal large subunit biogenesis
Cellular component (GO): preribosome, large subunit precursor
Molecular function (GO): nucleic acid binding; zinc ion binding
Source: RefSeq, a predicted model, not a curated record